Molecule: messenger RNA, 582 nt
Organism: Tigriopus californicus
Lineage: Eukaryota; Metazoa; Arthropoda; Copepoda; Harpacticoida; Harpacticidae
Exons: 1
Coding region: 1-582 (193 amino acids)
Molecular function (GO): nucleic acid binding
Source: RefSeq, a predicted model, not a curated record
AUGGACCCCAGUCCCUUCCUUGAAUUUUGUGAGAAAUUUGAGAUCAAGCACGAAACGUCCUCCCCAUACAAUCCCAAGUCAGACGGCCUGGCAGAGGCCGGAGUCAAAGCUAUGAAGGCUUUGCUGUCCAAGCUGGACAGUAAGUUCAAUUCGGAAGAUUUCAAAAUCGCCCUCCUGUCGUGGCGUACUACUCCUCGAGCAGACGGUUUUAGCCCAUCCUAUGGCUUCUUCGGGCGCCACCUACGGACACUCUUGCCGGACGUUAGGGAUCGUCACAUUGAGGAACUCUUGCAAUCUUCAUUCCAUCAAUCUCGCUUGGCGACGGCCGAACGACAGGCUGUUAAUGCCGGCGGCGUUGCCCUGCCCCCUCUGGCCGUCGGCGACCGUGUCACUGUUCAGGAUCCAGUCUCUAAACGAUGGAUGCCGGGCUCUAACAUCCUCGGGCGCAUGGAUCAUGGCCGGUCAUACGUCCCCCAGUCACAACACGGGGCCGUUUUGAGACGAAAUCGUUGCUUUCUUCGUCUCGACUCAACUAUUUCUACGGAUUUGGUUGAAACAGGACCGGAACCAUCAGAUAUAUAA